AAUUAACGAAGAAUAACUUUAAAUUUAUUUAUAAAUCCUACUAAUUAAAACAAGAUUUUCAAUUUUCAAAAUACAUAGAAAUAUUUAAAUAAAGGUAUUGGUUCACAUCUAGAAAAAUUGCCUUGAUGUUUGAUUUGAAAUUUGAAGUUUGAAGUAGUUUGAGUAUGGUUUGAUUUGAAGAAAAAAGUGAACCGAUAAGCAUUAGAUGCAUGCAUUUUAAAUAUUUAAAAAAAUAUUUUGCGUUGUAUUUUAACUAAAAUAACUUUUAUGUCCUGUGUCCUAUAGGAUAUCUUUCGAUGAAAUGUCGGUCGCUCCGAUUUAAAUUUAAAUAAAACUAAUUAUCCUAAUCUAAUAAUUAUGUCGACCUUCUAUGUAGUUCAAGAAGGCCCAGUAAACGCUUUGGCAUUAAAUAAAGACUACACACAAGUUGCUAUUGGUGGAAGAAAUGUGUUUAAGGUAUACAGUAUAGAGGAAGAUAAAUUUAGAGAAGUAUGUAAUGUAAGAGGAUCAAAACAUCUAAACCAAGGUUUCUCUUACAAUGAUGUGUCUUGGAGCCCUACAGAUGAUCACUAUUUGGCAACUGCUGCAACAAAUGGACAUGUAUCUGUCUGGAAUCUUACUAAAAUGGGCAAAGCAAUGCAAGAACAAGAUUAUCAAGACCACAAACGUACUGUUAACAAAGUUAAUUUUCAUGCAUCUGAGCCAAAUAAGUUGAUAUCUGGGUCACAAGAUGGUACCUUAAGAUAUUUUGAUAUAAGAGUAAAGAGUGCAGUAGCUAUUUUUUACAGCAAUACUGAGAGUGUCAGAGAUGUUCAGUUUUCUCCACACAGUUCAUACACUUUUUCUGCAGUCUCUGACAAUGGCAGUGUUCAGUUAUGGGAUAUUCGUAAAACAGAAAAAUGUUUACAACAAUAUACAGCCCACAGUGGGCCCGUGUUUGCCUGUGAUUGGCAUCCAGAAGUUACCUGGUUAGCAACAGCUAGUAGAGAUAGAACCAUAAAGGUAUGGGACCUUACAAGUAAACCAACAUUGGAAUACACUAUACAUACCAUAGGAUCCAUAGGACAUGUAAAAUGGCGACCGCAAAAAAAAUUCCACAUAGCCAGCUGUGCUAUAGUUAUAGAUUGUAGUAUAAACAUAUGGGAUGUACGCAGACCUUAUAUACCCUAUGCUUCAUUCAAUGAACAUAGAGGAUUUCCCAGUAGCGUGCAAUGGAAAGGAGAUCCUGAAGUGUUUUUAAGCUGUGGAAAGGAUUCUACAUUGUACCAGCAUUCCUUUAAUGAUGCUUUUCGUCCAGCUGCAAAAGCUAAUCCUCAAGGUUUAAGUGUAAAUAAUAAAGGAGAAGUGAUUUUUGCUAGAAAAAAUCCUCCGUUUCAUACUGCUGCCUCUACCACUGCCAUUACUACACCUACUUCUUUAGCUAAAGCUACUGUUGGGCUUAUGAGAAAAAUAUCGACAACCCAAGUCAUAGACCAAUUUCAUCAUGCUUCCAGCAGCUUACAAAAUUUCUUUCAUUUAAAUGAAGCCGCCAAUUCUGAAUCUCAAAAUAUAUUGGCUUUGGCUAAAAACUAUGUUCUGCAUGGAAGGAGUAUAUCGGAAUUGUGUGAACACAAUUCUACGGUAGCUAGAGAAUUUGGAAAAUCACAUGUAUCAGUAAUUUGGAAGAUCAUAAAAACUAUGUACGGAGAAGAAUUUAUGCAAAAUUCCAUAAACUCCAGCAGUUCGAACAGGGAGGAAGUCCCACAUAACAAUAUUAGUAAGACUAGUAAUAUUGGAACUGGAGUUAUUCAAAUGGAAAAUUCAAUAAAUAAUAUUAGAGAUUUAGAGACUGAACCAAAUUGUAAGGCUGCUAGUGAUACCCAGACUGCACAAUUUAGUGGUGGCGAUGAUGAGACUGAAACUGAAGAUCAAGUAGACCAUAUUGCUGCUGCAUACAAUGGUUUUCCGAGUUACCUUAAUGUUAGAAGCGGUUUGCCAAAAGGAGACUUUUCUUUUGGAGAAAACGAAUUAGAUAUGGAAUUAGAUAGCCUCGAUUCAGGUGAUUGCUAUUUUUUAGACUUCCCUACUGGAUGCAGAGGUUUUAACCAUGUAACUACGGAUGGACCGGACUGGAUACUGCCGAAUGAAGCUUUUCCAUUGCGGCAUGAACUUCGGGACAGGUCUCCACCGCCAGAACAGUUUCCUAAUCAUCCUUCACCGGAUCUUCCUGAAGAGCCCCAAGCUUUUCAGGUGGAAGAAACUACACCACCAUUAAUAUCUGUACCAAAAGCUCCAAAAAAAUCGAUGUGGGAUCCCAGCAACUUAGUCAUAGAAGCACUGAAACAUCAUGCCAUAUUGGGAGAUAUACAAACGGCGGCUUGCAUACUUAUAGUUUUAGGAGACUGUAGGAGGUUUUUACGAGACCUAGAUGAGGCAACACAAGAACAUUGGUUAUUAGGUUAUAUUGAAAUACUUAGCAGUUACAAAUUAUGGAAUAUAGUUACACAGGUUAUAAAACUUUCCUGGCUACCCUCAGUCUAUCAGCUCAACCAGCAAAGCACACGUAUCAACACAAAUUGCGGAAACUGUACAAAACCUUUGCAAAGGGUGGGAUGGCUUUGUGACAAAUGUCAUUCUUCUGGGUAUGGUGUAUGUUGUAUUUGUAAUCAAGUAGUUAAAGGACUUUACGUUUGGUGCCAAGGCUGCUCACACGGCGGACAUGUGGCCCAUAUGAGACAAUGGACUUUACAACAUAAAACGUGUCCAACUGGAUGCGGACAUUUAUGUGAAUAUGGAUGAAAUAAAAGUAGAACUAGUUAAAAGAUGAUGAAAAGUACACAGAACACAACAGAUUAUAACUAAAAUGCCUUAGUGGCGGGUUGUACAAAUAAUGAUAUAAACUCAGUCUAGCUAACAGGAGUUUAAUUUUUAACUGGUUAUAUUCAACGUACAAAUGUCAUUUUUAAAACUAUGUUUAACUGAUUACAGUUUAAACUAAUAUUAUAUUUUAACUGUCAUUUGUACAACCCGCUCUAAGUGAAUUUUAAAGCUAAACUGAGAAAAAUAAGACCAUUGUCAAAUAUAUUUUGGCAUAAUUUGUAGGUGUUAAAGACAUCUUCAUUCACUACUUAUGAGUUAACUUAGGUAGCUUUUAAAUUUGGUUACAGUCCAAUAUUCUCAUUUUCCAUCGAUACCAAAUAGUGUUACUAAAUAAGAAUAUUGGACUGCAAUCAAACUUUCAAAGAGUAAAUGGAAACAGGGUAAUAUCAAAUGACAAGUUCCGUUAUGAUAGUGUUCUGGAGUAAUAAUAAUGAAAGUAUUUGUAAUAGUUAUGCCAGCUUAAAUUAGUUGGGAGUGUAAGUGCUUUGGAAGAAGCAUUGACAAUGUGUUGUUUAUUGUAUAAAUUGUAAAAGAGAGACGAGGUAGAAAAUGACAAGUGAGUUCCUGUACCAAUAAAUAAAUACAUUUAAACA
Molecule: messenger RNA, 3452 nt
Organism: Psylliodes chrysocephalus
Lineage: Eukaryota; Metazoa; Arthropoda; Insecta; Coleoptera; Chrysomelidae
Source: the annotation of a GenBank genome assembly